AUGACACAGCUAAUCUCUUCGGUCACCUCAAAACUGCAGGCUUUCGACCUUCUAUAUUCAGCUUCCCAUGGAAACCACUACGAUCUACGACGUAUAACUGAUAUUAUUGCGGAGAGCGAGUCAAUUAAGCAACAGAAGAUUACAGCACAAAAGGAAUUAGCAAGAGCAAGACCUGCGAAGCUGGUAUCUAAGAAACAGCAAAAGAAAGAAGAGACCGAGCAUUUUCAAAAACUUACUGCUCGACGACAUCCUGAUGCUCUGCCUAUCUUAUCACGCCCUCGGCCCGUUGUAAGUGGCAAGCGACGGAUCCCAGUGCUCGUCAACGCACGUGGGGUACCAUUUCUGCGCAUCAAGAAACCUCAGCCCAAAAACCUCAGUGGUGUUCUAAGAACAAAGCUCGAAAAGCGAUGGAAUCUGGUCGAGCGUCGAGAAAGACUGCAAAUGGACCAACCGUUCACCAAGGAUGAAGAUGAUUGGGACUCCUUGACUGGUCAUGAAGAAAAGACCAAGUGGAGGACCGCGGUCCAAACAGCAAUAAAGGACGCAAAUCAAAAAAUUCACCAUACGGAUAUGAAGAACAAAAAGCAUGCAGAGGCACUGUGGGAAGUUGUUCUCGCCGAGCGCACACUAGCAGAAAAAGAACAAAAGCAGAACUCCAUUAAACCGGAUGUGCUGGUUUAA
Molecule: messenger RNA, 681 nt
Organism: Aspergillus tanneri
Lineage: Eukaryota; Fungi; Ascomycota; Eurotiomycetes; Eurotiales; Aspergillaceae
Exons: 2
Coding region: 1-681 (226 amino acids)
Source: RefSeq, a predicted model, not a curated record